Messenger RNA from Prosopis cineraria, 1684 nucleotides. RefSeq lists its product as uncharacterized. NCBI's taxonomy places the organism in Eukaryota, Viridiplantae, Streptophyta, Magnoliopsida, Fabales, Fabaceae. The record is from RefSeq and is a predicted model, not a curated record. The transcript is spliced from 10 exons. The coding region runs from base 443 to 1552 and encodes 369 amino acids. Gene Ontology annotation, cellular component: U12-type spliceosomal complex; nucleolus. Gene Ontology annotation, biological process: positive regulation of mRNA splicing, via spliceosome. Gene Ontology annotation, molecular function: RNA binding.
UUCUUGGUCGUGAAACCUGUUGCCCCUGUUCGCUUCUUGGCUCUCUGUCGCCCCAGGCGCUACCUCGCUCUGUCUCUUAUCUCAGUCUCAGUCUCUCUGUUCGCUCGCUGUCGCUGCCUCGCUGGCCGCUGGCCGCUGGCCGCUGGUGCACUCUGUCUCCCAUCUCAUUCUCGGUCUCUCUUCGCACGGCGCAAGCUCGGCGCUAGCUCAGACAGGCUCACGGUGCUCGCUCGGUCAGACCAAGUCCCACAGCAUAGAGUCACAGACCCAGUCCCUUUCGAUCUCGUCUCUCAACUCUCCUAGCGUCGCCCUUGUUUCUCCUUUUUCCUGCUCGACUCGUGCGCUUCUUCCUGCCAAGGCCAGGGGUUAUAGAGUCUUUAUCUUAUACUUACUGGAAAUCUAGGAAGGAAGAGUCCAAGAGGGAACUUCUGUGUAGGGUGCAAUGACAACUCGAAUAGCACCUGGUGUCGGAGCAAACUUGCUGGGUCAACACUCUGCAGAGAGGAAUCAAGAUGCUACCGCUUAUGUUGGCAAUCUCGAUCCCCAGGUAACUGAGGAGUUAUUAUGGGAGCUAUUUGUUCAGGCAGGUCCAGUUGUUAAUGUCUAUGUUCCCAAAGACAGAGUGACUAACCAACAUCAAGGUUAUGGUUUUGUUGAAUUCCGGAGUGAAGAAGAUGCUGACUAUGCCAUCAAGGUGCUUAAUAUGAUUAAGCUUUAUGGAAAACCAAUACGUGUAAAUAAGGCUUCCCAAGAUAAAAAGAGCUUGGAUGUGGGAGCAAACCUUUUUAUUGGAAACCUUGAUCCUGAUGUGGAUGAGAAACUCUUGUAUGACACAUUCAGUGCCUUUGGAGUGAUUGUUACAAAUCCCAAGAUCAUGAGAGAUCCUGAAACUGGAAAUUCCCGUGGAUUUGGCUUCAUUAGCUAUGAUUCAUUUGAGGCAUCGGAUUCAGCCAUUGAGGCAAUGAAUGGGCAAUAUCUUUGCAAUCGUCAAAUAACAGUAUCUUAUGCUUACAAGAAAGACACCAAAGGGGAGAGGCAUGGCACUCCAGCAGAAAGAGUUUUGGCUGCCAGCAACCCAACUGCCCAGAAGAGCAGGCCUCACACUUUGUUUGCCAGCGGACCUCCAACACUUCCCAAUGUUCCUCAGGCUAAUGGUGCCAUUGCUGCACCUGUGCCUCCUCGUCCCUAUGCUAAUGGUGUCGCUCCCCCUGUUAUUCCCACCCUUCGACCUCCACCUUCGCAAGCUUCACCAUUUCCACCUAUGCCAGUAGCCCCUCAACCACCAUGGCAUCAACAACAACCAGGUCAGACAAUGCCACCACCUGGGAUGCCUUCUCCUGUCCAGCAGUUCAGGCCACCUCACUCGAAUAUGCCACCCCCUCCACCUCCGCAAGCAGUGCCUGCUCCCCCAAGGCCUCUUCCACCACCAGCUGCAAUGACAGGCCAACAACCUGUUUGGCGGCCACCACCACCCCCUCCACCUCAGCAACAGGGUCUGCGGCCCCCUCCAUUUCCUCAAUCCUCCAUGCCACCACCACCACCUCCAAAUUGAAGAGAUCCCAUCCCCCGUUUGAUUUGUUAAGUGUAGGAUGUUCCUUGACUACUACGGGAAAGAUCUUGUACUCAACAGAAGAGUUUGAUUUUUGGUUUAUUCCAUAUAAUAUCCAUAUUCUAUUUCCAUGUA